Molecule: messenger RNA, 708 nt
Organism: Fusarium venenatum
Lineage: Eukaryota; Fungi; Ascomycota; Sordariomycetes; Hypocreales; Nectriaceae
Product: class I glutamine amidotransferase-like protein
Biological process (GO): regulation of DNA-templated transcription
Source: RefSeq, a predicted model, not a curated record
AUGACUCCUCUUCAAUUCGGUAUUCUUAUCUAUGACUUCCAAGCAGUCGAUGUUGUCGGCCCCAUGGACGUCAUCAACUCGUGCAGCAAGAGCGCUAUGGAACUCUGUUCUUCCUUAAUGAAAAUUGAAGAAGAAGUAAUUUCUCGCGCUCAAGAUUUCGUCUUCCACCACAUUGGUGUCACUCGUGACCCUGUUACGCUCACAUACGGCGCCUUGGCCAUCAAGCCCUCCACCACUGUGGAAGAAUGCCCUGAACUCGACAUCCUCCUCCUGGGGGGGCCUGAUCCCUCCAAGUUUGAACUGCACCCCAAGUUUGCGGACUUUAUUCGACAACAUGUGGCAGCUGGGAAGUUGCUUUUCACCACCUGCACCGGAGCCGCGGUCGCUGCAGCGGCGGGUGUUCUCGAUGGCAAGAAUGCCACCGUCAACCACGGCGCCAUUCCCUUUUUGAAACCAAUGUUUCCCAACGUCAAUUGGACCGAUGAGAAGAAAUGGAUUGUCGAUGGAAAUAUCUGGACUUCGGGCGGUGCUGUUGCUGGAAUGGAUAUGUUUGCCCAUUGGGUCAAGGAGAACUAUGGACUUGAUGUGCUCACCGUUGGUUCAUCAAUGUUGGACUAUGAGCCCAGAGACGUUGAUGGCAUUCUCAACGUCAUUCCAAAGCGAUUUUCUGAAGAUGGCAAGCAACUUCCUACUCAUGUAUUUGAAUAG